Onthophagus taurus is the source of this 701-nucleotide messenger RNA. RefSeq names its product mitochondrial inner membrane protease subunit 2. Gene Ontology annotation, molecular function: serine-type endopeptidase activity. Lineage: Eukaryota; Metazoa; Arthropoda; Insecta; Coleoptera; Scarabaeidae. The record is from RefSeq and is a predicted model, not a curated record. Gene Ontology annotation, cellular component: mitochondrial inner membrane peptidase complex; membrane.
AAAUCGUGGUUUUAUUAAUCAAUUUAAUUUAGUCUCUUAGAAUUGAACCAACUUCAUGUUAUUAAUCUGAUCUGUCAUUAUGAAAAUUUCUAGGUUAUGUUGCCUUUGAAUCGGUGAUUCUUUUAAAAGUGUUUUUUUUUUUCAAUGAAAAUCCCAAAUUUUUUAAAAAGUAUUAUUGUUGGAAUACCGAUUGGUAUUACGGUGUUAGAUUCAGUGGGAUAUGUAGCAAGAGUAGAUGGACACUCGAUGCAACCGUCUCUGAAUCCUGAUAAAGAAGUUACAGAUUAUGUUUUCUUGAACCGAUGGUCUGUUAGGUCACACGAAAUUACAAGAGGGGAUAUUAUCUCGUUAAAGUCUCCAAAAGAUCCAGAACAAAAAAUUAUUAAGAGAAUCGUUGGUGUAGCAGGUGAUAUAAUUUUAACAUUAGGCUACAAAAACGAAGUAGUAAGAGUUCCUGAAGGUCACUGUUGGGUUGAAGGUGAUCAUACGGGGCAUUCUCUUGAUUCCAAUAAUUUUGGUCCUGUUUCCAUUGGACUUGUAACAGCAAAAGCAACAUGGAUAGUGUGGCCUCCAUCUAGAUGGCAAUCGAUUAAAUCACAAGUACCUGAUUCAAGAGCUCCUUUAAACAUGUCCCGUACAAUCUUAAACUUAUAAGAGAAUAGCACCAAAAUUGUUUACAAAAGAAUAAAUGUUUAAAAAUG